UCCGGAUGUUGUCAUCGCUGACUUCACAGCCUCUGCUUUGCGCGCUUGUAUUUUGUUUCCUGUUUGCACCAAACAACAAAUUCACAACAAAAAGAACUAAAGGCCAUAAAAUGUGAGUGUACUUUAAUUAAAUAUGAUCUAAGAUUAAACCCGCAUUUUAAUGGACUCCAGCUCAAACCCCUCCGCGGGACGAGAAAAGCAGCCUCUCGGAGACCGACUGAUGUCUGACCGCACGUCUCUGGCCUCUUACACCGAGUAUCCCGCCGGACGUCCCUUCAUAAACACACCCCUGCCCUUCACAAACAGAGCCGUCAAAGCCUUUCCUGAGAGCAGCGGUGCAGCCAUUCUUUCUGCGCUGAAGAACCUGCAGGAGAAGAUCCGUCAUUUGGAGCUGGAGCGAUGUGAAGCUCAGCAGAAGCUCAGAGAAUCAGACCACAGAGACGACGACAGACACAAAAACCACGAUCUGCUCUCUCAGCUGUCUGCGGCCGAGACUCGAUGCUCACGCUUAGAGAAACAGCUGGAGCACAUGAGGAAGACCGUGAGAAGCACAGAAUCGGACAGAACUGCUGUGCUUCGCCAACAGGUGUCUCUGGAGCGUCUGGGCUCAGCGGAUCGGGCUGAUGUUCAGCGGAAGCUGCAGAAGCUGGAUCUGCUGGAGCAGGAGUAUCAUCGGCUGACGGAGACUCAGAGCGCCGCCGAGAGGAAGAUCAGGCAGCUGGAGAGAAAACUACAGGAAGAGGAGCAUCAGAGGAAACUGGUGCAAGACAAAGCAGCUCAGCUGCAGAUGGGUCUAGAAGCCAAUCGUCUGCUCAUUCAGUCUGUGUCUCCACGUCCACAUAAAUCCAGCAGAAACAAACAGAAGAAGCUCUCAGCAAAGAAACAUCCAUUGCAGUCGCAGCCUCAGCCGCAUUACAGACUCAGUCUGGGAGACGUGCCGUUUGUGACCGGGACGUCGACUGGCUCGAGUCACUCUGUGCGAGCAAACGUCCAGCACGUCCUUCAUCUCAUGAAACAGCAUCAUCCUCAGCUGUGUAACGAGCGAGUGCUGGGACACUCCCCCUCCACCAAUCACAGCACUCGCCAGGCCAGCAGUAGCUCCUCCUCUUCCUCUUCCUGUGGUGAGGAGCUGUCAGAGCUGCUGCUGACGCUGCAGGACGAGUUUGGACACAUGAGCUUCGAGCAGCAGGAGUUGGCCAAACAGAUCCAGUCAUGUGGUUCGGAUCGUAUGCGGCAGGAUUUGGAGCGUGAGAUGGAGACACUCGUGAAGAGGAUGGAGAAUAAAGGAGAACAGAUCGCUAAAGUCCGGCGACAUCAAACUCAGAUGGAGAAGUUGAGGCGACAGUGUGGUCAGCAGAGCGACGGCGGAGGACAGAUUAAAGUCUGGAGUGAAGGUCACUCUGCCGGGUCAAAGGUGGUCAAAGCCAGACCGGGUGAGCGCAGUCGAGACAGUCUGCGUCUGCUGAAAGACAUGCGCUCGCUGCAGACCUCACUGCGCAGCCAGCAGCUCAGCUGGGAAUACUGAGAUCACGUGAUCGGAUUCAUUCACGUGUGGGUCGGGGUCAAAGGUCAGCCCAAAGUCAAAAGAAGAAAGAUUAUUUUCAUGACAAUUUCUAUAUUCAUUUUAAUCACUUAAAUAGGCAUCAGUGCAGUAAAACCAAAAGAGAUCUUUUUUUUUUUUUUUUUGCAUUACAAAAUUGACUUAAAAUUCCUAAAAUAAUGUCACAAUGCAGAGAAUCUUAUUGUUCUAAUUUUGUUUUGUUAAUUCAGAAUAUCAUUUCUUUUGUUUGUUUGACGAGCUUUACCCAUUGAACUUCUUAUUUGAUCACUUUCUUUUUUUGGUUGCUUUUCAUAGUUUUUCCAGAUGUUUGAUUUUAUUUGGAAAACAAAUGAUGUUUGAUGACGAGCCGAACAGAAUCUGAAUUCUGAAGAUGAGGCUCUGUGAAAAAUCCAGAAACACAUCAUAUCAGCUGUUUUAUUAGUGUUUUUCAUUUUUAUCACAUGAAGGGUUUAUUUUGUGUUAAGAAAUAUUUCUGGAGCAGAAUAAAGGACAGACUGAUUCGAAACAAAAAAUGAACUAGUUCUUUCUACCUCAGAUAUUACCCAGAAUUCCUGUACUGCGUUUGGUAGCACUUUACAGUAAGAUCUCAUUUGUUAACAUUAGUAAAUGCAUUAAAAUCAACUUACAAUUUGUAAUUAUAUUUUUACAGCAUCUAUUAAUGCUACUUAAUUUUUUCAUAUUUAUUUACAUGAACAGAUAAAACGUUUGAUCUUAUUUUUUUUAACUAUAAAUAAAAGUUUUUUAUUGUCAGUUCAUGUUAACUAAUGUUAGCCAAUGGAACCUUAUUGUAAAGCGUUACUUUUUUAAACUAAUUUAAACUUGUUUUUCAGUGUUUAUGAUCUUUUCAACAUUCCAAAGAUUCCAGCUAUUUUUUUCUUUGGUAAAAUGAUUCGGCCUGUAUUAUAAUGUUUACAUAUUUCUGUUGGCAAUCAUUCUGUUUGUUUCCAUGAUAGAGUGAAAUGUGAGUGGUUUAAUGAAUAUUAUACAGUAAAAAAUACGUAUGAUGGAUUUUAUUUGAAUUGAGCAGCGAUUUAUUAAAGCUGCAGUCGUGUGUGUGUGUGUGUGUGUGUGUGUGUGUGUGUGUGAUGCUCAGACUCAUGCUUUGUGUGAGAAUGUCUUUAAAUAUGUUUGAAAUAUUUAUUUUUG
This is a messenger RNA of Onychostoma macrolepis, 2707 nucleotides long. It is a transcript of the gene cep57, whose product is annotated as centrosomal protein 57. Lineage: Eukaryota; Metazoa; Chordata; Actinopteri; Cypriniformes; Cyprinidae. Gene Ontology annotation, cellular component: centrosome. The coding region runs from base 161 to 1525 and encodes 454 amino acids. The record is from RefSeq and is a predicted model, not a curated record. The transcript has 10 exons. Gene Ontology annotation, molecular function: microtubule binding; identical protein binding; gamma-tubulin binding.